Cyclocybe aegerita is the source of this 1473-nucleotide messenger RNA. NCBI's taxonomy places the organism in Eukaryota, Fungi, Basidiomycota, Agaricomycetes, Agaricales, Hemipholiotaceae. The record is from the annotation of a GenBank genome assembly.
AUGGCGCAGUCAUUGACAUCGAUUCCAGAGGACUUACUCUUCGAUAUAAUGUGCCGUCUUGAUGGCCCUUCUAUUCUGUCAAUGGCGAUGUCCUGUCGAGCGCUCUACCAGAUAUUCCAAUCCGACACUAUCAAGUACAUCUAUGAGCUUGAUAUGAGCUCCAUGCAAGAUGCUGGCUCUGGGAAGCCCGCAGCAGAACUCUUGGACGCUUUGCGGGACCGAGAAAAGGCCUGGGCAGACCUGAAUUGGAGCAGUGUCGAGAUCGUGAAGGCUGACCCUCAUUCGAUGGCCUACGAUCACGUCGCAGGUGCAUUCGCUCAAACGGACGGGCGCAAUAUCUCUGUGCACUGGCUGCCGUCUAUUUCUAAAACAGAAAAUCGUACCACUACACGGUUGGACACUGGCUUUUGGGUCCGCGAUUUCAUGUUGGACGUAGGAGAAGAUCUGGUGGUCUUUUUGCACAAAGAACGAUUACCCGGUGGAACCUUUCAUGGCAGGCUUUAUUGUCGCACCAUAUCGACGAAUGAGCCACACUCUGCCUGCUUGUCAGCAGGCCCCUUGUCUUUCCAAUUUUACUUGGAUGGUGGAAUCAUUCCCCUCACCGAGGAACUUGAGGUGGUGGAGGACGUCCUUUUCUUGACCACGAGCGACAACCGCGGUCCAAGAAUUUUAAUCUGGAACUGGAAGAUGGGUUUCCUGAUCCAUGAUUUUCGGGAUCAAUUACCCCCUCUUAUUCACGAGCUCGACGUUGUGCAACGAGACGUCUUCAUUGUCGCAUCUAGGGCGGAUUCUGGGAAGAUCCUCAUAUAUCAAAUUACCCCUACCAUGGUCUGCAUUCCCGUUCUCAUUGCGACGCUCUCCUUGCCUGGGACGAACGGGCCAUACAUACGCCAUUUCCAGGCGGAGUCGGGACGGUAUCAACACCGUCCCACACCUGGCGCCCUUUUCCUGCCCUCUCCCACCAGCCGCAUGCACGUCUUUGCCAUUGGGUACUCUUCGGGUUUGGAGGGAUUACUCUUCGUCCGAAGCAGCACUUUCUCGCGCUAUGUUCAUUGCCGGAAUGAAGGCCUGGAGGUGGCUUGGAGUGAGUGGGGCGAACAAGAAAGCCGUUUUCUGGAGAAAAGACUCAGGCAGGGCUGGCGCCGGUACGCACACGGCAACCGCAUUGUCUGCAUUCAGAAGUAUCUCGACAGCACCUGGAUCGAGGUGCUCAACUUUUCCUCGUCAACCUCUCUUACUAGCCGCUCUGCCCCAGGUUUGCACGCACGACAGGGGUGCUUCAGGCACGACAACCCUACCAUCAUCGAAAAAGGGGACACUUUUGAGGAAGACGUCGUAACUCGUCUGCCGUACCACGUCGCAUCCCGCAAGGUUAGUGGGAAGACGCCGUUCUCUUGCAUGAUUGAUGAGGACCGGAUUGUUGGACUGGAGUUCGUCUAUGAUGCUCUCGAGUUGACGGUAUACUCGUUCUAA